AUGGACACCACCCAGGGACAGGGUGAGGAUCAGGGUCAGAAUCUGACCCCUGAUCCAACCCAGGACCCCCCCCCCCCCCCCCCCCAGGACGCCCGUCAAGGCGCCUCUGAAGACUCCCCUCAGGCUGCCGAGUGGGCACUCACGAGAUAUGCAACAUCUCGCGGGUAUGGAGCCCAACUGCCGGAGUAUUUGCCCGGUGGGCCUGCCAACGCUGUUCAAAUCGGUGCGCCCUUCAGAGUCCCGGUGGCCGAGGGAGGGGGUGAAGAUAAGCCUCCCGGGGAUUGGGCCAGAUAUAUCUGGAAGGCCCCGUUCAGUGUUGCUCGACAGGGAGACCUCCUGAAGGGCCACCUCGCCGAGUUGUUGAAGAGCGAGCCGGUCCGGGAGCUCAUCCCGCGCGAGCGCUACUUCACGAGUGCCCGGCGCAUGGAUGAGCUUCUCCGAAACAACGUGGCAAACGUGGAAUCCGCGGCAGUAUACUGCCAGGGCGAGAUACAGACAGACGAGGAUCGAUGCAGAGACUACUCAGUUGGAAUGGAAGUGGCUGAUAAAUUAAAUCCAAACUGUGUACGACUCGCCAAUGGAGAAGGGAGUCUACAAGCCUGCGCGAACUGCAUGUGGAAUGGAAUGCAUGAGCGAUGCAGUUUCUGGAAGCCUUCCCCAACGACCCCUUCGACCGGAAACUGGGGCCACCAGCGAAACAAGCCUUCGGUCAGCAAGAAGGCCGCUGAUGCCGCGUGGAAAGAGUUGAAUCACGGGCUGGACACGAUCCAACAGCUUCCCACCCGAGGUGCCCAAGCUUGUGCCGAUGAAGACUGGUCUGUGGUAGAUGCUCUGGUGGAUAAGCAAGGAAACCACUGGAAGACCAUUCAGCACGCACUGAGCAUUGUCAGCCAAUUCCACUCCCCCAAGCCGAGCUUGCCGCAGCAGCCCGAGGGAAACUGA
Messenger RNA from Penicillium cataractarum, 942 nucleotides. RefSeq lists its product as uncharacterized. Lineage: Eukaryota; Fungi; Ascomycota; Eurotiomycetes; Eurotiales; Aspergillaceae. The record is from RefSeq and is a predicted model, not a curated record. Bases 1 to 942 code for a protein of 313 amino acids. The transcript has 3 exons.